AAAUACCCAUCAAAUAUACACAUAAUUUAUCGAGUGGCCAAUCACCAACACCGUGUAACUAUGUUUCCUAUCGGCCCCGUCACAGCCUUCUUUUUUUUUUUUCCCCAUUCAUCCUCACUUUUUUUUUUUUGCAUCGUCUGUAUUUUUUUGUUUUUCAAAAAAAUACACACACAAUUACAUUAUAUAUAAUUUUUUUUAAAAAAAAUUAAAUAUAUAAAAAAGAAAAAAGAUACUCCUUUUCUUUGUUAUGAAGCGUUCUACAACUGGCGAUUUUUCAAAGAAUAAAAAAUUGUGUCUUUCGUCCUCACCUAAUAAUAAUACAACAAAUAAAAUGGCCACUACGCUGGAGCAGCUAAAAGAUAUGGUACUACACCUUGACAAAGGUGAUCUUGACUACUGUAUCACACAACCUAUACCAGAUGAAGAAGACGAAGACAUUUCAAUAUUACUACAUAAAGCUUUAAGAAGUAUAGCACAACGUCAAUUAAAACUAGAAACAGAGAAUAAACGCUAUCGAAUAGCCAUUAAACAACAACACCAUCUGUUAACACAUGAUACCGAAGAAGAAAAAGAACCUGUUGUAAAUAUAAAUAAAGUUAUUGGAACCCCUGAGGAUUGCAUUUCUUCUUUUCGUGAAUCUCCAAUGUUGGAAAAGCUACAGUUAUCUUCUGAAUCUUGCUCAAAAGUAACUGAACAAGUAUGCCAGGAUUGUGUCGAUCAAGCAGUUCAAGUAGCCUUGGCUGUUCAUAGCGGCAAAUUAGACCAACGUAUCACCUGUAACCAUCAUCUCUUAAACACUGACAACUCUCCUACAAAUUCUUUAAAAUAUGCUGUAAAUUCUAUGGCCGACCAACUACAACGCAUAACCAGUAAUGUACUAAAAGUAGCUCAUGAAACAGCUGUUGAUGGUAAAUUGGGCGUGCAGGCAGAAUGUGAUGAUAAUAUGGAAGGUGUUUGGCGUGAUUUUAUUUUAAAUUUAAACAGCAUGACUAGAAAUCAUUUGGAACAAGUUAGAGAUAUUGCCGAUGUGUCAACUGCUAUUGCUAGAGGUGACCUCAGUAAAGCAAUGACGGUUCCUGUUUACGGAGAAACUUUAAUUCUUAAAAAUACAUUCAAUACCAUGGUUAAUCACUUGAACUUAUUUGCUUCAGAGGUCACUCGUGUGGCUCAUGAGGUUGGUACCGAAGGAAAAUUAGGCGCACAGGCCAAAGUUGCCGGUGUCGACGGCAUUUGGAAAGAACUUACCGACAAUGUAAAUACAAUGGCAACAAAUUUGACGAACCAAGUAAGAGAUAUCGCCCAUGUUUCAAAAGCGGUUGCCCGUGGUGAUUUAUCAAAGAAAGUCAAGGUUGAAGUCAAAGGCGAAAUGCUCGAUUUAAAGAAUACAAUUAAUACAAUGGUGGAUCAGUUGUCUACAUUUGCUGUCGAAGUGACACGAGUGUCCCUCGAAGUAGGCACAGAAGGAAAACUCGGAGGCCAAGCUGUCGUCAAAGACGUUGGUGGAACAUGGAAAGAUUUGACAGAUAAUGUCAAUAUGAUGGCUAAAAAAAUUACAAGCCAAGUGAGGGAUAUUGCUGCUGUAGCAAAGGCUGUCGCUGAAGGAGAUUUGACAAAGAAAGUGAAGGCCAAUGCGCAGGGUGAAGUACUCGAACUUAAGAACACAAUGAAUCGAAUGGUUGACCAGUUGACGAAUUUCUCGGCCGAAGUCAGGCGUGUCUCACUAGAAGUGGGUGUGGAAGGAAAACUAGGCGGGCAAGCGGUUGUGACAGACGUGGGUGGUACUUGGAAGGAUUUGACAGAUAAUGUCAAUUUGAUGGCAGCCAAUCUAACAACACAAGUGCGGUCAAUUGCAGAAGUCACCACAGCUGUCGCUCAGGGCGAUCUAUCAAAGAAAAUUGAUGUCGAAACACGGGGUGAAAUUCUCGACCUUAAAAACACUGUCAACAAUAUGGUGGAUCAAUUACGAGUCUUUUCGACCGAAGUCACCCGUGUAGCCAAAGAAGUCGGCACAGAAGGAAAAUUAGGCGGCCAGGCUGUCGUCAAAGAUGUUGCCGGUACCUGGUUUGAAGUUACUAGAAAUGUCAAUACCAUGGCUUCCAACCUGACAACCCAAGUGCGUUCUAUUGCUGUUGUGACAAAAGCUGUUGCUAACGGUGAUCUUUCAAAGAAGAUUGAAGUCGAAUCCGGUGGCGAGAUAUCUGAAUUAAAAAAUAUAGUCAACGAUAUGGUUGACCAGUUACGUGUGUUUGCAUCUGAAGUUACACGAGUUGCUCGAGAAGUAGGAACCGAAGGAAAACUAGGUGGUGAAGCAAUUGUUCCAAAAGUGAGUGGAACCUGGAAAGAUUUAACCGAUAAUGUCAACACGAUGGCUGCCAAUCUUACGACUCAAGUACGAUCUAUCGCACAGGUUACGAAAGCUGUCGCGAAGGGUGAUCUAUCAAAAAAAAUUGACGUCGAGACUCGAGGAGAAAUUUUGGAUUUGAAAAAUACUGUAAAUAGUAUGGUGGAUCAACUGAAUGUCUUUGCAUCCGAAGUAACUCGUGUGGCAAAGGAAGUAGGUACAGAGGGUAAGCUAGGAGGUCAAGCUCUAGUGCCCAAUGUCGAUGGUACAUGGAUGGAUUUGACUGAUAAUGUCAAUCAAAUGGCUGCUAAUCUUACCUCCCAAGUCCGUUCCAUUGCCGAAGUUACUAAAGCUGUUGCUCUUGGUGAUCUUUCCAAGAAAAUCGAAGUUGAAUCUGGUGGCGAAAUUCUCGAGUUGAAGAAUAUUGUAAACGAUAUGGUUGAUCAAUUGCGUGUUUUUGCGUCAGAAGUCACUCGUGUUUCGAAAGAAGUAGGCACGGAGGGUAAAUUGGGUGGUCAAGCGGUGGUUCAAGGCGUGGCUGGAACAUGGCACGAACUAACGGAUAAUGUCAAUAUCAUGGCUGCCAAUCUAACAAACCAGGUUAGAUCCAUUGCCGAAGUUACAAAAGCUGUUGCUCUUGGCGACCUGUCCAAAAAAAUCGAGGUUGAAUCCGGGGGCGAAAUCCUAGAACUAAAGAAUAUUGUCAACAGCAUGGUGGAUCAAUUGAAUGUGUUUGCUUCAGAGGUCACCCGAGUGGCUAAAGAGGUCGGUACGGAAGGUCUGCUUGGUGGACAGGCGGUGGUGCCAAAUGUCGGUGGUACCUGGAAAGAUCUCACGGAAAAUGUCAAUCACAUGGCGGCCAACUUAACUAACCAAGUAAGAUCUAUCGCCGAAGUCACCAAAGCCGUUGCAAAUGGUGAUAUGAGUAAAAAGAUUGAGGUUGAAUCUGGUGGUGAGAUUUUGGAGUUAAAAGACACCGUUAAUAACAUGGUGGAUCAACUCAGAAUUUUUGCUUCUGAAGUUACUCGAGUGUCUAAAGAAGUAGGCACGGAAGGAAAGUUGGGUGGCCAGGCUGUAGUGAAAGGGGUGGCCGGUACCUGGAAAGAUCUAACAGAUAAUGUCAAUAUGAUGGCCGCUAAUCUAACGACUCAAGUACGUUCUAUUGCUGAAGUGACUGAGGCAGUUGCGCUUGGUGAUCUAUCCAAAAAGAUUGAAGUUGAAUCGGGUGGUGAAAUUCUAGAGUUGAAAAAUAUCGUCAACAGCAUGGUAGACCAGCUACGUAUUUUUGCAUCCGAAGUUACACGUGUAUCGAAAGAAGUAGGCACAGAAGGAAAGCUUGGUGGACAAGCUGUUGUACAAGAUGUAGCAGGUACUUGGUUUGAACUUACAAGUAAUGUCAACAUUAUGGCAGCAAACCUCACCAAUCAAGUACGUUCCAUCGCCGAAGUUACCAAAGCCGUCGCACUAGGUGAUUUAUCCAAAAAGAUUGAGGUCGAGUCAGGUGGCGAAAUUCUAGAACUCAAGAAUAUCGUGAAUGACAUGGUGGACCAACUUCGUGUCUUUGCUUCUGAGGUUACUCGUGUUGCCAAAGAGGUAGGCACUGAAGGAAAACUUGGUGGACAAGCUGUGGUACCAAAUGUUGGUGGCACCUGGAUGCAUUUGACAGAUAAUGUAAACCAAAUGGCUGCCAAUCUUACAUCCCAAGUCCGUUCUAUUGCAGAAGUUACCAAGGCCGUUGCUCUUGGUGAUCUUUCCAAGAAAAUUGAAGUCGAAUCGGGCGGAGAAAUCCUCGAGUUGAAAAACAUUGUGAAUAGUAUGGUGGACCAAUUAAAUGUGUUUGCAUCCGAGGUAACUCGUGUGGCAAAAGAAGUAGGCACUGAAGGCAAACUGGGUGGUCAAGCCGUUGUACCCAAUGUAGGUGGUACAUGGAUGGAUCUUACCGAUAACGUAAACCAGAUGGCCGCUAAUCUUACAUCUCAAGUCCGUUCUAUCGCCGAAGUCACAAAAGCUGUUGCUUUAGGUGAUUUAUCUAAAAAGAUCGAAGUUGAAUCAGGCGGUGAAAUUUUGGAGUUAAAAAAUAUUGUCAACAGUAUGGUUGAUCAACUUAAUGUGUUUGCGUCCGAGGUAACUCGUGUUGCUAAAGAAGUAGGCACUGAGGGUAAACUUGGUGGACAAGCCCUAGUCCCUAACGUCGACGGAACUUGGAUGGACCUAACCGAUAACGUAAACCAGAUGGCUGCAAAUUUGACUUCUCAAGUUCGUUCUAUCGCUGAAGUUACAAAAGCAGUUGCUCUCGGAGAUCUUUCUAAAAAAAUUGAAGUUGAAUCCGGUGGUGAAAUUUUGGAGCUUAAAAAUAUUGUCAAUAGUAUGGUCGAUCAACUAAAUGUGUUUGCCUCCGAGGUUACACGUGUAGCCAAGGAAGUAGGUACCGAAGGUAAAUUAGGUGGCCAAGCUGUUGUACCUAAUGUCGGUGGAACCUGGAUGGAUCUCACGGAUAACGUCAAUCAAAUGGCUGCAAAUCUUACCUCACAGGUUCGUUCUAUUGCUGAAGUCACUAAGGCUGUUGCCCUGGGUGACCUUUCCAAAAAGAUCGAGGUCGAAUCUGGUGGAGAAAUUUUAGAGUUGAAAAAUAUCGUAAAUAGCAUGGUAGAUCAGCUUAAUGUGUUUGCAUCCGAGGUAACUCGUGUGGCAAAAGAAGUAGGUACCGAAGGCAAAUUGGGUGGGCAGGCUGUUGUACCCAAUGUUGGAGGAACUUGGAUGGAUUUGACGGAUAAUGUAAACCAGAUGGCUGCGAACCUCACAUCUCAAGUUCGUUCCAUUGCUGAAGUUACCAAAGCCGUUGCUUUGGGUGAUUUGUCCAAAAAGAUCGAGGUCGAAUCUGGCGGUGAAAUUCUCGAGUUGAAAAAUAUUGUUAACAGUAUGGUGGAUCAAUUAAAUGUAUUCGCCUCUGAAGUCACCCGUGUGGCUAAAGAAGUAGGUACUGAGGGUAAACUUGGUGGUCAGGCGCUUGUUCCCAAUGUCGAUGGUACAUGGAUGGAUUUGACUGAUAAUGUCAAUCAAAUGGCUGCUAAUCUUACCUCCCAAGUCCGUUCCAUUGCCGAAGUUACUAAAGCUGUUGCUCUCGGUGACCUUUCCAAGAAAAUCGAGGUAGAAUCUGGUGGAGAAAUUCUUGAAUUGAAGAAUAUCGUCAACAGUAUGGUGGAUCAAUUAAACGUCUUUGCUUCUGAAGUUACUCGUGUUGCGAAAGAAGUUGGCACAGAAGGUAAAUUGGGCGGUCAAGCUGUUGUUCCAAAUGUCGAUGGUACCUGGAUGGAUCUUACGGAUAACGUCAAUCAAAUGGCUGCAAAUCUUACCUCACAGGUUCGUUCUAUUGCUGAAGUCACUAAGGCUGUUGCCCUGGGUGACCUUUCCAAGAAAAUCGAGGUAGAAUCUGGUGGAGAAAUCCUUGAGUUGAAAAACAUUGUUAAUAGUAUGGUGGAUCAAUUAAACGUGUUUGCUUCUGAAGUAACUCGUGUUGCAAAGGAAGUAGGCACAGAAGGUAAACUUGGUGGUCAGGCUUCAGUCCCCAACAUUGAUGGUACCUGGAUGGACUUGACGGAUAAUGUUAAUCAAAUGGCCGCCAAUCUUACGUCCCAAGUACGUUCUAUUGCUGAGGUAACAAAAGCUGUUGCUUUGGGCGACUUGUCCAAGAAGAUCGAAGUCGAGUCUGGUGGCGAAAUUUUGGAACUUAAAAACAUUGUAAAUGACAUGGUGGAUCAACUCCGUGUGUUCGCCUCAGAAGUAACCCGUGUAGCUAAAGAGGUCGGCACUGAAGGUAAACUUGGUGGCCAGGCUGUCGUAAAAGGUGUAGCUGGUACAUGGAAUGAAUUGACAGACAAUGUAAACAUCAUGGCUGCAAAUCUAACUACCCAAGUAAGAUCUAUCGCAGAAGUAACAAAGGCUGUAGCUAGUGGUGAUAUGAGCAAAAAGAUUCAUGUUGAAACUCGGGGUGAGAUUUUGGAACUUAAAAUUACGGUCAACAGUAUGGUGGAUCAGUUAAGAGUCUUCGCUUCGGAGGUUACUCGUGUCGCCCGCGAAGUCGGCACAGAGGGUAAGCUGGGUGGCCAAGCAACAAUUAUUGGUGUCGAUGGUACCUGGAAGGAUUUGACAGACAAUGUGAACCUUAUGGCCAGUAAUUUAACCGACCAAUUGCGUUCUAUUGCCGCUGUCUGUAAAGCUGUGGCACAAGGUGAUUUAUCCAAGAAGAUUGAAGUUGAGGUGCAUGGCGAAAUUGCAGAGCUGAAAAAUACAAUCAAUACCAUGGUGGACCAGUUAAGUUCUUUUGCUUCCGAGGUUACACGUGUUGCUAUGGAGGUCGGUACUGAAGGUAAACUAGGUGUUCAAGCACAGGUCAAGGAUAUUGAAGGUUUAUGGCGUGAUAUUACCAGCAAUGUUAAUACGAUGGCUUCUAAUUUAACAACGCAAGUACGUGCUUUUGCUCAAAUUUCUGCUGCUGCGACCGAAAAUGAUUUCUCAAAGCUUAUCACCGUUGAAGCAUCUGGUGAAAUGGACUCUCUUAAAACCAAGAUUAAUCAAAUGGUCAGUUCUUUGCGUGAUGCUAUCCAUAAAAACAGACAGGCCAGAGAAGCCGCUGAGUUAGCGAACAGAUCAAAGAGUGAGUUCCUGGCUAAUAUGAGUCACGAAAUUCGUACCCCAAUGAAUGGUAUUAUCGGUAUGACCUCUUUAACCUUGGAAACCGAAUUAACACGUCAGCAACGAGAAAACUUGAUGAUUGUAUCCAGUCUCGCCAAUAGUUUGUUGAGUAUUAUUGAUGAUAUUUUGGAUAUUUCAAAGAUUGAAGCUGGUCGUAUGACAAUUGAAUCUAUUCCUUUCUCACUUCGUUCCGCCAUUUUCAGUGUACUCAAGACGUUGGCCGUAAAGGCUAAUCAAAAGAAACUCGAUUUAAUUUAUAAUGUGGACAGUGCUAUUCCUGAUCAAUUGAUUGGCGAUCCACUUCGUUUGAGACAAGUUAUUACUAAUUUAAUCGGUAACGCUGUCAAAUUUACUACUACUGGCGAAGUAGCAUUGGAAACCAAGGUUGUUGGUAUUGAAGGCGAUGAUGUCGUUGUCAAGCUUUGUGUCCGUGAUACUGGUAUCGGUAUUCAAGAGGAUAAACUCAAUGUUAUUUUUGAUACUUUCUGUCAGGCCGAUGGAUCUACUACUCGUGAAUAUGGUGGUACCGGCCUCGGAUUGUCUAUCUCCAAACAUUUAGUUCAAUUAAUGGGUGGUGAUCUCUGGGUUGAUUCUAAGUAUGGUCGCGGAUCACAGUUUUAUUUUACUCUUAAUUUCAAGAGAUAUCCUAUGGAACAACAGGAUGCAUUAGAAAAGAUGAAACGAUUCAGAAACCGAAACAUUUUAUUUUUGGACAAAUCAGGUGGUCAAGUCGAAGUAGAAUCUAAAAUCAGAGAACUCGGCCUGAAUCCCUUCAGGGUCAGCACCAUUGCUGAGAUCGUCAACAUGACAAAUAUUAGUACAUCUGAACAAACCAAGAUUAGCAAGCAGCCUCCUAUUUUUGAUACUGUGAUUGUUGAUAACAUGGCGUACGCUGAAAAAAUCCGUGAGGCUGUUCAUUUGCGAUACACACCUAUUAUUUUGAUUGCCCCUGAAAUCCAUCGUUUGAACAUGAAACUGUGUAUCGAUCUGGGUAUCACUGGUUAUAUCAACACGCCUGUCAGUUUAUCUGACCUUGCACAUACACUUUUACCUGCAUUGGAAAGUCAUUCUUCAUUACCUAGUGAUUCAGCAAUUCCAGUCCCCCUCGAAAUUCUGUUAGCUGAAGAUAAUAUCGUCAACCAAAAGUUGGCUGUCCGUAUUCUCGAAAAGUUUGGUCACAAAGUGGAGAUUGUAUCAAAUGGUAAGCUUGCUGUAGAAGCUUUUGAAAAUCGUACGUUCGAUUUAAUUUUGAUGGAUGUACAAAUGCCCAUCAUGGGUGGUUUCGAAGCGACGCAGAAGAUUCGUGAUAUUGAGCAUAGUUCAGGAACAGGCACGCAUACCCCAAUUAUUGCACUGACAGCUCACGCCAUGAUUGGCGAUCGUGAAAAGUGCUUAAGAUCCGGAAUGGAUGAAUAUGUUACCAAACCUUUGAGGUUCCCCGAGUUAAUCGCAGCCAUCAAAAAAUUUGCACCCCAAUCUGCACACGCCAUGCUUAUGAAUAAGCCUAACAAGAAGCGUUAGCCUUUAUAGAUACUAUGCCUUAUUCAUAUAUACACAUUAUAAUUUCGGUAACAUUUAAUAAAAUAACUUCCUAAUAUUUUACGCUCGUUUAACUACAGUUUAUAUACCUACGCUUAAAUCAGACUAAUCUUUCAGACAUUAGCGUUAAACUUCGAAUAAAAAAAAAA
Molecule: messenger RNA, 8721 nt
Organism: Mucor mucedo
Lineage: Eukaryota; Fungi; Mucoromycota; Mucoromycetes; Mucorales; Mucoraceae
Exons: 6
Coding region: 248-8554 (2768 amino acids)
Biological process (GO): phosphorylation; cellular hyperosmotic response; phosphorelay signal transduction system
Cellular component (GO): membrane
Molecular function (GO): phosphorelay sensor kinase activity
Source: RefSeq, a predicted model, not a curated record